UGACCUGACUAUUCUCAGAUAACACUCAACAUUCACAGAUGGGCAAGAUGGAUACAUUUUAUUUAAACACAACAAAAGUAUGUUUUCGUUUGUACCUAGGUUUUUUUUUUAUCUUAUCUCCAUCACGUGACUAUAGUAUCUACAUUAAAGUUAAAUGUAUAGAGAAUAGAGUGUAAACUGGUUACUGAUAUCAACUACAUAACUUCCGGGUUGUUCUUCAAAUGUUUAACAAAUAUGGCGUGUUGCUGGCUGGGGCCUUUUGUGAUCACCGUUCUAGGAGGACUUGUAUGUAGCUGUGAUGGCAUGGAUGUGAUAAUCAGCGGCUCACACGUAACAUGGGAACACGCUAAAACAAUGUCUGGAUGUAAACUUGCCGGAUUGGACAGGAACGGGGUUUUGAACAUUAACGAUAUCACUGUUUUAAAUCAGACAGGACCGGCAGAGGCUUGGAUCGUUGCACACGUGAAUCCGUCUCAGUGGAUCAAAAUUACGGGAUGUUUUAAGAAAAAAAGAAAUGUCUUCUCGAAACAUUUCCGUCUAAACAUAUCAAAUGAACUUAAUCCUGUGGAGACCUGCUUUAGUAAGUGCCUUUCGGAUGUGUUUGCUUUGACAAAGUCUGGAUGUUAUUGUUUAAAUAACACAACUUAUGAUAUGAGUGUUCCCUGUCCAGGACAUUUAUGUGGACAACGUAACAACAGUCUGUGUGGCAGCGACACAUGUUUGUGUCGAUAUAAACAAGUAAGCCCAGAUCCAGUUAUAGAUAACGAUGGUGAUUGUAUGACAGUUCGUAAAAAUAACAAUAGUUAUGACUUCAUUUCCCAGAAUUGUUCAUCUAAUCAUCAUUUCUUGUGUGGUGACAGAAAUCAAAAAGAAAUUAACGUAUAUUAUGGGGAUAAUAAUAAUGCCAAUUGGAACCGUGCUCUUUUCGUUUGUGAUCACAAUGGACAAGUGUUACUGGGAUUAAAUGAUCAUAGUGAUCAAAUACAUACCAGGGCAAUACAACUACAAAACAACACUUCAUAUUGGAUUGGUAUGUUCAGGUUUAAACGUUUCUAUUGGGGAUAUUCCAAUCUUGAUCAACACCAAUGUGUUGCUCUGCAUUACAACCCAGAUGAGGCGGUAUGGCGGUUACUGUUAAGAAACUGUAGUUCCCAUUUACCUGUGCUUUGUGAUAAUUACAAAGAGAAUAGACCUGCUUCCUCGGCCGUAUCAUUUACCUCAUCAUCGUCACGUUUGACAUCUGAUCUCAACACUGAAAGUUCCUUAUAUACAACAACGCAUGGCGGUGAUAUUUCAUAUGUUCCUAAUACCGAGAGAUCCAUACAUACAACGUCACAUAGCGGAAAUAUUACUGAUACAGACAGUUCGUCUGAUGUUCCACUUCCUCCUAUAAUCGGCGCUACAUCAGGAGUAAUACUCAUCGUACUCAUCACAUCGGUUGUAUGUGUGAUGAAACAUCAACGCAAGGGACGAGACGAAGAUUCUAAACAUAGAGAGUGUGACAGUUUGUCACCUAAUUAUAUAAAUGUUGAUAUUUAUCAUAAAAAUACAAUGUAUUCAGUUGCAUCCGGCUCUGACAACGACCAAACCGAAAUUCAUAAUGAUACCAGGGUAGACAACACGUGCAAUUCUUCCGCGAAUGUUGCAUUACAUUAUGAAUCCUUAAGGAAAGGCGAUCAGACCGAGAGUAAAUACGACACCAUCAAGGCAUGA
Pecten maximus is the source of this 1713-nucleotide messenger RNA. RefSeq lists its product as uncharacterized. Lineage: Eukaryota; Metazoa; Mollusca; Bivalvia; Pectinida; Pectinidae. The coding region runs from base 235 to 1713 and encodes 492 amino acids. The transcript has a single exon. The record is from RefSeq and is a predicted model, not a curated record.